Lytechinus pictus (painted urchin) is the source of this 4380-nucleotide messenger RNA. RefSeq lists its product as uncharacterized. The transcript has a single exon. Lineage: Eukaryota; Metazoa; Echinodermata; Echinoidea; Temnopleuroida; Toxopneustidae. The record is from RefSeq and is a predicted model, not a curated record. Bases 2007 to 3347 code for a protein of 446 amino acids.
CUCUGAUUUGGGGUGUUUUCCUAACCAAGGAAAAGGGUGUGUGCCACUCGACCCAGUGCAGGCAGGUUGCUCUCUUCUGAAUGCAGAAUUGUAAGUAAUGUUUAUUUUAUAUAUUUUAAGUGUUUAUGCCAUUUGUUUCCAGAAAGAAAGAUAGAUUUACAUAUAUUCUGCUCAUUUUGUCACCAAAUGACAUAUAUUUCUUAGUUUACUCCAUUCUUCAAAGUGAAUAUAGUUACUCUUACUACAAUGAACAGAGUUGUAUUUUGCUAUUUAAAGUCAUACAAUUCUGUGUCAUUGGUAGAAAGCCUUGUUUUGCAAAUUAUGAAUAUUUUACGUGAUACCUCCGGUGAAAGAAAUGUAUUUUGCAAGUCUGUUAGAGUCAAUGGUCUAUAUUUGAUCUAUGAUUCAGAGAGAGAUAAUCAUGCCUCGUCUUCUUCAACCAUCGGCAUACUUGUUCUUCGUCAUAACCGUCCAUCUUCGUAGUCGUCUUGGAUCGUCGAUCUUUUCCAUCUUUGAAGUCCACAUUUAUACCGAUUGAGGUUUGAUGGAAUAGUUGAUCAACUUUCCAGGACUUUCGGAAACAUAAUUUUAAAGGCCUAUUUUUAGAUCGAUCUACUACCAUAAACUUGGAAAAUCGAUGCUUAUCCUCCUUCUCUUAUGCAUAUAUUUUAUAAUUUCUAUAUGCAAAGAUUUAUUGAAUAUUCAUUUGCCAAUACAUUUAUGUUCUCAACGAAAUGAUGAUAAUGACUUAUUAUAUUUUGUGACAUUAAAUUGAUCACUUAAUUUAUAUCUUGAUUAUCCUUUCGUCUUUUAUUCAGGGUGGUUAAGUAUCCUAUAGAUGAAUAAGUUAAUUAGAGCAGUUUCGCUCGUGACAUCAACCAUCUUCUCAAACAAGUGUUCAGAUAUACACACAAAGAAAUAAAGAGGAGCAGCAUGGGAGGCAGUACAAACGUCUUUACAGCAUAAGUUUGGGCACAAGUGGACUCUUCCAUAAAUCAAAGAAAAGUAAAAGAAGAUAAGGUGUGUCGCGAAAAGAGAAUACAGCGAGUGGAGGAAGAACACCCAAAAAACAGGGGUCGGGCCUCCUCCACCACUAAGCAAAUCAACAAUUUUGAUACAAGAGAUUGUGCCUACAGAUUUUGUUCAACUUGCAAACCCAUUUGAUGUCGAUUUCGGCUACAAUAACCAAGCCAUCAAUGCCUUAGAUUUCCUAGCCAGAGGAAGAGCAAGAGAGGAUGAUGAAGUCAACAAUAUCAAUGAAGUUGAGCAUGAAAUCAAGUGAGUUAAAAACUCUUUCUUAUUAGAAUUAUAAAGUGUUUUAGCUUAUCGGCUAAGUUAGCAACCGUUUGAUAAUUUGGGCCAAUGUGACCAACAUCUUGCCAUGAUUGCAGGGACCAUUCGAUCCACAGUAAAUAGGAGUACGGGAUUCACACCCAAUCAGAUUAUGUUGGGUCACAAACCUAUCAGCCUGCAGAGCUUGUCUUUCCCCUUCCUCCAUCUGUGCCUGACAUGACAUUUGAUGAUUACUAUGCCAAACUAGCAGAAAAUAUUAAAGCACAUGAUACCGCUCGUGCAACACUUCGCUCUACACAAAGACGGAUGAAGAAAGACUACGAUGUAAGGGUACACCUAAAUCGAUUUGAGGAGGGAGAUCGGGUCUAUCUCUUAGAUUCUGGAACCCCAAGAAGUUGCUGUCCCCUUGGAAGGGUCAAGCAAUAAUCUACAAGUGAUGUACUAUCUGUACCAAGUCAUAUAUUACAAAAUAUUACAUGACCUAUAUAGAUACUAAUGCGCGAUUGGUCAGCAUACCGUCACGUGACCUUCGUAACAAGGAUGAUUAUCGGUAUCUUUCCCAACAUGACGUAAAAUACAUCAUACCUCGGAAUAUGACGCUGUGAUUACGUCAUACCUCGUGCGUUAUAUUCCCAGGUAUGACGUCACAUGAGCAUAUUUGCGCCGCAUUCGCGCAGCGCGAAAUUUGAAGAAACAAAAUUUUGUUCGUCAAAAUGGCUGAUUCAGCGAGUCGAUUCGCAUCGCUUGGUGAGGAACAAUUGGAGGAAAUCAUUGAUCAAAAAGAUGCCCGUUCAACUAAAAGGGUUAUCACUUUGGCGGAGAAUGUUCUCAAAGCUUACUGUGAACACAAAGGAUUUACAAUUCAAGAAACAAUCACAUCAACUGAGCUGAGCAAUUUUCUUCGAUCGUUUUAUGCGGAGGUGCGUAGAUCAAACGGUGAACUGUACAGUAAACGUUUGAUGAUAACGCUACGAUAUGGACUGCAGAGACAUUUCAGCAAAUUUGGUUUCAACAUCGUGAAUGACCCGGAAUUCAGAGAAGCAAAUGACAUGUUUCAUGCUGUUCUUGUAAAGCUGAAGAAGGAAGGAAAAGGAUCUGUUGAUCACAAGGAGCCGAUCACAAAAGAUGAUUUUUUGAAAAUUAAAUCAUCGACAGUAACUGAUGUGAACACACCGAAAGGACUUCAAAACAAAGUUUUCAUGGACAUUAUGAUGCAUCUGUGCAAUCGUGGGAGAGAAAACUUGCGGAAUUUUUCUGAGAAAGAUUUUGUCGUUGUAAAGGAUUCAACAAAUGAGAAAUAUGUCUACCUCGCCACUGAUAAAUUAACUAAAGAUCACCGUGGAGAAUCACUGGACGACUCACGCAGUCAACAAGGAAGGAUGUAUCAAACCCAUAAACCGGACUGUCGCGUUAAAACGUUUGAACUGUAUGUUUCUCAUCUUAAUCCUGCAUGUGAGGAUUUUUUUCAGCGUCCGAAGAUAAGUGGGGAAAGAAAUCAACAAGUGUGGUACUAUAAUUCUCCCGCAGGCAAGAAUACUUUGGGUGAUAAAAUGAAGAAAAUAUCACUUGAAGCCCACACAUCAAAGGUGUACAUCCACGUCCUGGAUGCGAGUGGAUUUGAAGCGAGACACAUCAUGUCCGUAUCCGGACACAAGUCGGAAAGUAGUAUCAAACACUACUCUUAUGUUGAUGAAGCUAAAAAAAGAUGCAUGAGCAGAUGCCUGUCAUCUAUGGGUGAUGGAACAGCUGGUCCAUCGACACAGACGAGGCCUACAGCACCGUCCACUUCUCGCAUUCAUCCUAGUACUACUACUAGGCCUACUAGUCCAGGAACAGGUCCAGGACCAGGACAAAAUCCUACAGCUCUCAUGCCAGCAGCAAACACCGAAGAUGCAUCGUCACAAAGUUCACAGUCUGUCUUCACCUCAAAUAAAUGUUGUCUUGAACAAAUUAGCCUUGGACAAGCGGCAGUACAAUUUUUACAAUUGUACGGUCAAUUUUUACAACUAACAUUUGACUAUAAAUCUAUACAACGGAAUCUAGAUAGAGACUAGACGUAUUCAGCAUCGUGUUUACUUUUAAAGCGUUGGAAUUUUAGUGUGUUCAACUUGUUGGUGUUUGGAAAUAUUUUACAAUUGGAUUUUAUCACGUUUUUUCGGAUUUCUUAACAUCUAGUGCACUGGAACUACAAUAUUGGUGAGUCAGUACAAUUUUCUACCUAUCUUGUAAUAUGCAUCUAUACAGGUCAUUGUAAUAUAACAGAUAUUGACUUUAUCCUUCGGGAACAAUAUAACAUUUCAUUUCCCUUGGGUAGUUAUAUUUUAGUCUUGGGAACUAUAUUUUUCCUCAGCGCUACGCGCUUCGGAAAAAUAUAAUAUCCCUCGACAAAAAUAUAACUCCCUCGAGGAUCUCAAAUGUUAUAUUUCCCCUCUAGGCAGUCAAUAUCUGUAUAGUGUUGACUCUUAACCACGACAGACUGAAAAAAUGUACAGAUCGGAGUGAGGUCUCCACAUCUAACUCUUGGCGGGACAUAUACUGUUCCUGCAGGAAGCAUGAUGAUGGUUCGCUCAUGAUCCAAUGUGAUGGGUGUGAUGAAUGGUUUCAUGGUAACUGCGUCUGUGUGACAGAAGCUGAAAGUCUGCACAUCUAUAAAUAUUUUUGCCCCUUCUGUAGGCAGAAAUAACACAAUCCGUCAAGAGAAGAGGGCAAAAUAUGUUUGUUUUUUCUCUCUCAUUUCACAGGAGCACCAUGACACAAUCCUGUGUUAUCCCAAUGGAGGCAGAGGAAAUUCUUUUAUUUGCUAGCUCUGGGGAGAGCAGGAAGAAGAGGAAGACCCCCAGCUAGCAGAGGAUGCCCCCUAACAAUUCUCCCAGGCUGGCGGUUCGUUCACCGACUAAAAGAAAAAGAACAUGGGUGAGGCGCAUGAAGAGGAGGAAGGUGGCAAAAAUGAGGGCCAUCAUCAAGGAUGUGCCCAAGCCUCUGGCCCCCAUAUAAUAAAGGGCAGGGCCAACAUUGUUGUGCCCCCCAAACAGGGCUGUAGGACGUGGCAGGGGUAGGGGCCUAGAAAACAUUGUUGUGCCCACCCCC